Otolemur garnettii (small-eared galago) is the source of this 444-nucleotide messenger RNA. RefSeq names its product epididymal protein 3B (gene EDDM3B). Lineage: Eukaryota; Metazoa; Chordata; Mammalia; Primates; Galagidae. The transcript has a single exon. The coding region runs from base 1 to 444 and encodes 147 amino acids. The record is from RefSeq and is a predicted model, not a curated record.
AUGGCAUCCUCUCUAAAGAUCUGGGUCAUUGUCUUGACCCUGAUUUGCAUCCUAUGCAGGCUGUUUAUGCACAGAGAAGAUGUUUCCUGGCGAGAAUUCAUGAAACAGCACCACUUAAGUCCAAGCCGAAAAUUUGAUGAGUACAAAUGCAAUGUCCUCAUGAGGGAACAAGAAGCUCUGAAAGGCAAGAGCUCUCACGUGUUCAUCUAUGUCUCAGAGUACAAAAUCGGAAGUAUAUGCAUUAAUGGCAACUGGAGGGAGCGCUACAGAAAUACGUACGUUUGGCUCCAGAAUGCCCUCAAAGUACUCAGGUGCCACCAGGAGAAUGACAACAGUGGCUACAUAGAGAGCAGGAGCUUCAACUAUGUUGAAUUCCACUGUGGCACGGAUGGUCAUGUUGACAGCAUAGAGGACCUGAAGAUGGUGGAGCUUAUCAGUGACUAG